UCCCCAUGGCCACCCUGAGGGGCGAGCUAGGAGACGCCUGAGGAAGCCCAGACGGUACCCGUCCACGGCCCUGCGGGCUGCACGGCGGGAGUCUACACGGAGCUAUGCUGAGGCCGCGGGGUGCGGAGGAAGCCGCGCAGCUCGCCCCUCGGCGUGCCCGCGUCCUGGUCCCCGCAUCCAGACCCGCGGCUCCCGACGUGUCUCCGGCUUCCACCCGCCUGGGUCUUGCCUGCCUGCUACUGCUGCUGCUGCUGACUCUACCGGCCCGUGUAGACACAUCCUGGUGGUACAUAGGGGCACUGGGAGCCCGAGUGAUCUGUGACAACAUCCCUGGUUUGGUGAGCCGGCAGCGGCAGCUGUGCCAGCGCUACCCAGACAUCAUGCGUUCAGUGGGUGAAGGUGCCCGAGAAUGGAUCCGAGAGUGUCAGCACCAGUUCCGCCAUCACCGCUGGAAUUGCACCACACUGGACCGGGACCACACUGUCUUUGGCCGUGUCAUGCUUAGAAGUAGCCGGGAGGCCGCGUUUGUUUAUGCCAUCUCGUCAGCAGGAGUGGUUCACGCUAUCACUCGGGCCUGUAGCCAGGGUGAACUGAGUGUGUGCAGCUGUGACCCAUACACCCGCGGUCGGCACCAUGACCAGCGAGGGGACUUUGAUUGGGGUGGCUGUAGUGACAACAUCCACUAUGGUGUCCGCUUUGCCAAGGCUUUUGUGGAUGCCAAAGAGAAGAGGCUUAAGGAUGCCCGGGCCCUCAUGAACCUGCAUAACAACCGCUGCGGUCGCACGGCUGUGCGUCGCUUUCUGAAGCUGGAAUGUAAGUGUCACGGCGUGAGUGGCUCCUGCACACUACGCACCUGCUGGAGGGCACUCUCAGACUUCCGCCGCACUGGUGACUACCUGAGGCGGAGGUAUGAUGGGGCUGUACAGGUGACCGCCACCCAGGAUGGCGCCAAUUUCACAGCAGCCCGCCAAGGCUAUCGCCAUGCCACCCGGACUGAUCUGGUCUACUUUGACAACUCCCCUGACUACUGUGUCCUGGACAAGGCUGCAGGCUCCCUAGGGACCGCAGGCCGCGUCUGCAGCAAGACGUCUAAAGGGACAGACGGCUGCGAAAUCAUGUGCUGUGGCCGAGGGUACGACACAACUCGGGUCACCCGCGUCACCCAGUGCGAGUGCAAAUUCCACUGGUGCUGUGCUGUGCGCUGCAAAGAGUGCAGGAACACUGUGGACGUCCACACGUGCAAGGCUCCUAAGAAGGCAGAGUGGCUGGACCAGACCUGA
Messenger RNA from Microtus oregoni (creeping vole), 1280 nucleotides. RefSeq names its product Wnt family member 2B (gene Wnt2b). Gene Ontology annotation, cellular component: extracellular region. Gene Ontology annotation, biological process: canonical Wnt signaling pathway; multicellular organism development; neuron differentiation. Bases 105 to 1280 code for a protein of 391 amino acids. The record is from RefSeq and is a predicted model, not a curated record. The transcript is spliced from 5 exons. NCBI's taxonomy places the organism in Eukaryota, Metazoa, Chordata, Mammalia, Rodentia, Cricetidae. Gene Ontology annotation, molecular function: cytokine activity; frizzled binding.